AUGAACAAAGAAGAGGGUUUGAUACCUAAAUUUAUACAACUAAAGUUAAUCCAAUUACUCGAUUGUCAAAAGUUAUUUUACAACUAUUGCGUUGUAACAAAAGAGUUACAGUUUGGUUCUUUUUCUUUUAAACCUAUUGAUCAGUACAUCAAUAAUCGGUCACAACAAUUAAAAAGUAAAACAAAUCAAACUUAUUCAAUCGUCGACGAAGAAGAAGAAGAAGAAGAAGAAGAAGAAGAAGAUUUUAUAGUUAAACAACAUAAAAAUAAUAAUAAUGUACUUGGAUAUGCAUUGGUUUCAAAGUAUUGGUUUAGAAUGGUUCAAAGAGAGGUAUCGAGAUUGUUAGUCAUUUCAGGUAACAACUGUCCUUUUGGAUCAUACGAAUGCAUUCCAGACAUUGAUAGCUUCUUGAUUGACAAAUCAAUGUUUUAUCGUGCCUUUGAUUGGCUCAAGAUUGAAAGACCCAACCAUAUUGUCAAUGUAGAAAUGGUCAGCCAUUUGGUGAUUGUUGAAUCAAUGGAUUUUGUUGUUAACGCAAAAGAUUGGACUCCUUUAUUCAUCUCGUUACAACAAAUAACAGUCGCCUGUUCCCCAAGUUCAAUGUUGGGCUUUAUCAAGUCCAAAACUAUUGAACAAUGGAAAAACAUGUCCCUUGGAGUAGACUUUAUUCUAGACAACAGGUCCUUCUCUGAUCGAUUCUUUUUACAAAACAAAGUAGAUCAAGAUAUUCGUCAAGUCAUCCUCGACGGUGUUCAAGGAAUAGAGAACUGGAUCAAUUUCUUACACAUCACCAAAAUAGACAUUUGCCUUGCGUCGCACAAGGCUCACCAAGAGUAUGGUAAUGCAUUCAAAAAUAUUUCCACACUCGAAAGUCUUUGUAUUAGAAACGACUAUGUAGAUAUUGGUGAUGUUAAUCAGAUACUUUGCAUUCCUACCAUCAAUACUCUCCAUAUCGAAAUGCCAUUCCAUUUCAUUUCUUCUUGUGCCUUGGGUGCAACUUUUCAUAGUGGAUGUCGUCUCUCUUACAAAAUCUCCGAUCAUAGAACCGAUAGAAAUCAACUUAUUCUAGAUAUAGAACUUUUUUGUAAAUUGAUACGAGAAAACAAAACUAUCACUAGUUUAAUGGUCCAGGAUGUUUGCCGCCGCAACCAUGAUCAUUUCCAAUCAGUAUAUACUUCAAGUCAACAAAUCCAUCAAACAUUUGACAAUAUCCAAUACCGAUGUAAUAACAGAGCAAUUCUACCAAUCACUUGCAACUGCAAGUAUCUCCUCUUUGGAAAUUUUCUUUCACCUCGAUCAUUCUGGCCCAUCACGAGAAACCCAGUAUUGUGA
Messenger RNA from Cavenderia fasciculata, 1332 nucleotides. RefSeq lists its product as uncharacterized. Lineage: Eukaryota; Evosea; Eumycetozoa; Acytosteliales; Cavenderiaceae. The transcript has 2 exons. Bases 1 to 1332 code for a protein of 443 amino acids. The record is from RefSeq and is a predicted model, not a curated record.